AUGUCUGGAUCAUGUGCACUUCCUACCUGGGCGCGUUUUGGACGAGUGUACCAAUUCGACGCCUUCGUUCUUGCAUCCAAUCGAGCUGGAUACCUGGCCAUCGUGUUAUUUCACGCCCCUUGGUGCUCCGCGAGCCAGCGAAUGCUGCUGGAGCUUCAGCGCCUCUCUCAUCUCUUCGUCGGCCGCCGCGUCGUCUUCGCGCGCGUGGACUGCUCCAUCAAGCAGGGCGUCAGGCCGGGAGUCCCCUUGGGCCAGGCCCCCAGCCCCGGCUUCAAGCUGCAGCGAUGCGACCUAACGCAAAUGCACCGAAUCCACAAAACGCCCACCCUGCGGAUGUACUACCAUAACGCCUGCGUGGAUGAGAUCAUAGGACACCGGCCUGUGGACUUCCGACAAGCGGCUUCCGACCUAACCUUCAAGUACAACCUCUAA
Volvox carteri f. nagariensis is the source of this 432-nucleotide messenger RNA. RefSeq lists its product as uncharacterized. NCBI's taxonomy places the organism in Eukaryota, Viridiplantae, Chlorophyta, Chlorophyceae, Chlamydomonadales, Volvocaceae. The record is from RefSeq and is a predicted model, not a curated record. The transcript has 3 exons. Bases 1 to 432 code for a protein of 143 amino acids.